Molecule: messenger RNA, 910 nt
Organism: Solanum dulcamara
Lineage: Eukaryota; Viridiplantae; Streptophyta; Magnoliopsida; Solanales; Solanaceae
Product: auxin-responsive protein SAUR28-like
Exons: 1
Coding region: 208-711 (167 amino acids)
Biological process (GO): response to auxin
Source: RefSeq, a predicted model, not a curated record
AUUAAUUCAUUUGAAGGAGUGCAAUAAAAUAAUUAUCUCGACAUUUUCUUUCAGAUAUGAGAUACCCUACCCCACUACCACUCCACGCCCGCUCUUCUAGUCUUUAACUGCCAUUCUGCUUGUCCUUUUUCCUAUAAAAUCUCCUUAACAAAGCAACACCAAACCCUCUCUAUCUCAUCAACUUUGCACACAUCCCGAGAAGCAACAAUGGCUUCUUCUUGCUCCAUCAAAAAGGUUCACAUGAUUACCAAAAUCGUCCGGCUCAAACAAGUAGUCAAGCGUUGGAAGGACAACUCCCUUCGUCCUCGUUCCGUUCUCUCUUACUCCUCUUCCGAUUCCGAUGAACCGGCACAAACUAAUUCGAACCGCCGUACGCCUUCCGGUUCAUUAGCGGUCUAUGUGGGCGUUCAUGAGAAUGAGCGCCGCCGGUUCGUUAUACCGACCCGAUUCCUGAAUCUACCUGUAUUCAUCUCGUUACUUGAUAAGGCGGAGGAGGAAUUCGGGUAUCAACCUACCGGAGGAUUGGUUUUGCCAUGUGAGGUUGAGUUUUUCUCGGAUAUCUUGAAGCUUCUUGAAAUCGAUGAACACAGAUUCGGUGUUUUUGGGUUGGAUGAGAUUUUAAUGGUGAUUUCUGAAUCUGGUUUAGAUCAGUCUUGUAAAGAAGCUGCUUCACAUGGAUUUACUCCUCUACUUCAGAAUGCUAGGGUUUGACCCGACCCGAUUUCAUACGGCUCGCUUUUCAAGGAGGAAGAUUUAGGUUUGAGGGGUUUUAUUUUUUAUUACCUUUGACCUAACCUUUGAAAUUGUGGAGAUUUCUAGGAAGCAUUUUAAUUUUUUUUUGUCUUCUAAUUUUUGAACCAUUUGUGAACCCAGAAAUUUGGUUUUAUGAAGGUUUACUGGGUUCCAAAGA